This is a messenger RNA of Penicillium cataractarum, 1329 nucleotides long. RefSeq names its product cystathionine beta-lyase STR3. The transcript has 3 exons. The record is from RefSeq and is a predicted model, not a curated record. Gene Ontology annotation, molecular function: pyridoxal phosphate binding. Gene Ontology annotation, biological process: 'de novo' L-methionine biosynthetic process; transsulfuration. The coding region runs from base 1 to 1329 and encodes 442 amino acids. Lineage: Eukaryota; Fungi; Ascomycota; Eurotiomycetes; Eurotiales; Aspergillaceae. Gene Ontology annotation, cellular component: cytoplasm.
AUGUCGGCGUCAGGAUCCGGAGCACCCAGCGGUGCCUCGGGGUCGGCGAGCUCCACGAAGAAGCCUUUCCCUCAUGUUGAUCUGCAGGGCAAUGACCUGCCCCCUUCGCCCGCUCCCUCCAGCCCGCACGCCGGUCGUCGGUAUAACAUUGCCACCGAGUUGGUCUUCACUGAGGGCAGUGACCAGUACAAUGCUAGCAGUGUGCCAAUCUAUCAGAGUGCUACCUUUAAGCAGACCUCCGGCAGCGGUGGUGGAGAAUAUGACUACACUCGGUCCGGCAACCCUACUCGCACUCACCUCGAGCGACACCUGGCCAAGAUCAUGUCCGCACAGCGUGCGCUCGUCGUAUCAUCGGGUAUGGCUGCAUUGGAUGUGAUUAGUCGUCUCCUCCGUCCUGGCGACGAGGUCGUGACCGGAGACGAUCUCUACGGCGGUUCUCACCGACUGCUCAAGUACCUCUCCACCAACGGCGGCAUCGUCGUGCACCACGUCGACACCACCAACCCCGCGAAGGUCUUGGAAGUGCUGAACUCGAAGACGGCCAUGGUCCUGCUCGAGACCCCCACAAACCCUCUCAUCAAGAUCGUCGACAUCGGUCAGAUCGCUACGGCCGCCCACGAAGCCAACCCUAACUGCUUGGUUUCCGUCGACAACACUAUGAUGUCUCCUCUUCUGUUGAACCCCCUCGACUUGGGCGCGGAUAUUGUUUACGAGAGUGGCACCAAGUACCUGUCUGGUCACCACGACCUGAUGGCCGGUGUCAUCGCUGUGAACGAUCUUGCGCUCGGCGAGCGCCUCUACUUCCCCAUUAACGCAUCGGGCUGUGGCUUGUCGCCAUUCGACUCGUGGCUGCUGAUGCGCGGUGUGAAGACCCUAAAGGUCCGCAUGGACCAGCAGCAGAGCAACGCACAGCGGAUCGCCGAGUUCCUUGAGUCGCACGGCUUCAAGGUGCGGUACCCGGGUUUGCGGUCGCACCCUCAGUACGAGCUGCAUAACUCGAUGGCGCGGGGCGCUGGUGCCGUGCUCUCUUUCGAGACGGGCGAUGUCAACGUCAGCGAGCGUAUUGUUGAGAGUGCUAAGAUUUGGGCUAUUAGUGUCAGCUUUGGCUGUGUGAACAGUCUGAUCAGUAUGCCCUGCCGUAUGAGCCAUGCCAGCAUUGACGCGAAGACGCGGGCGGAACGCGCGAUGCCGGAGGACUUGAUCCGUCUGUGUGUGGGUAUUGAGGAUGUUGAUGAUUUGAUUGAGGAUCUGCAGCGAGCACUUGUGGAAGCGGGCGCUGUCAAUGUCACAUUGGAUGGCUUCCAGGCGGCUCAAGUCGAGUCCUCGUAG